Molecule: messenger RNA, 1483 nt
Organism: Oldenlandia corymbosa var. corymbosa
Lineage: Eukaryota; Viridiplantae; Streptophyta; Magnoliopsida; Gentianales; Rubiaceae
Source: the annotation of a GenBank genome assembly
UGAAAAUAAACGUCAUUCUAGUAGACUCCCUAUAUUGAAACAAGAAAAAGGACGCGAGAGCAUCCUCUCCAUCCCGACCCCUCUCUUCCGCCUCACUCCUUCUCUCUCUCUCUCACACACACCAAAGCACCCUUUUUUUCACACACUCCGUCUCCCUAUUUUCCGGCAGCUAGGGUUUUAGCUCCUCCCCUCUGCUCUAUUUCCUCAAUCCCCUUCAUUCAUUCGCAUUCCAUAGUUGUAAUUCAGUUUUCCUUAUUAAAAACCUGCUCUCUUUAAAACUCCCUUCUUUAAUUCCAACGUUCUAAAGGUUCCAUAUUUAGGGAUUUUUAGUAACUCUGUUUCUGUGGGCUUUUUGGUUUUGGCAAGAAGAAAUUUUUUCAACGUAUGGCGAAGACUAAACCUGGGAAGAAGGACCUUGAUUCUUACAGCAUCAAGGGGACCAACAAGAUUGUCAGACCUGGAGAUUGUGUCUUGAUGCGGCCGUCAGACUCGGAUAAACCCCCUUAUGUGGCACGAGUUGAGAAGAUUGAGGCAGACCAUCGAAAUAAUGUCAAAGUACGAGUGAGGUGGUAUUACCGCCCUGAGGAGUCAAUUGGGGGUCGUAGGCAGUUCCAUGGAGCCAAGGAACUCUUCCUGUCAGACCACUUUGAUGUGCAGAGUGCACACACCAUUGAAGGCAAGUGCAUCGUGCACACCUUCAAGAAUUAUACCAAGCUCGAGAAUGUUGGCGCUGAAGAUUACUUUUGUAGGUUUGAAUACAAAGCAGCUACUGGAGGAUUCACUCCUGAUCGUGUUGCUGUGUAUUGUAAGUGUGAGAUGCCUUACAAUCCAGAUGACCUCAUGGUGCAGUGUGAAGGAUGCAAAGACUGGUUUCAUCCUUCUUGUAUGGGCAUGACAAUUGAAGAAGCAAAGAAAUUGGAGCAUUUUUUGUGUUCAGAUUGUUCUUCUGAUGAUGAUGCAAAAAGGUCUUUGAACAAUUUCCCUGUUUCAUCAUCUCUUGAGAAGGUGGAACCGAAACGCAGAAAAAGAUGAUCGUUUGAUGGGGAGACAUCUCAAUUUGUUUGGUAUUAUUAGCUCUGAGUGAGGUGUUGUGUGGGAAUUGUACAGUGCAGACAAGAUAUUGACUGUUCUUCCUAGAAGCUAGACGUUUGCAAAAUUGUCUGGAGGAACUGAAUUCUCUGUGUCUGUAUGCAAAAGACUGUCGGUCUCUUAUGAGUAGAUCUGGUGUCAACCAGAGGGAAAUUUGUGGCGAAUCUUUGUUCGAAAUUUGCAAUGCCUAUGAAACUUGGUCAUUGCAAAUGAGGAAUAGAUUAACUUGAUUUAUUGUGUUGUUCGUCCCUUCACUCAUUAUGGUAUAGUAGAAUUCUUUCUUUACAUUUAUGGUUGAACUUGGGCGAACACAUCACGCUAAAACUAACCCAGACCUCUUUUCUGGUAAAUAUUCGAAAGAUCAUCUCUACAAAUUGAGGUCAUCCACUUAAUC